Molecule: messenger RNA, 2191 nt
Organism: Paramecium octaurelia
Lineage: Eukaryota; Ciliophora; Oligohymenophorea; Peniculida; Parameciidae
Source: the annotation of a GenBank genome assembly
AAAUGUUCUAUUGUACAGUGAAAGAUUAGGAGAUGGUAUUUAAAUAAGGAGAUAAGGGAAGUUCAUAUUUUUUGAUUGAAAGAGGUUAAUGCUAAAUAAUAAUAAAUAAUGAUGUAAAGAAAACCUUAAAAUCUGGAGAAGCAUUUGGGGAAUUAGCCUUAUUGUACAAUGCUCCAAGAUCUGCUUCAGUGAAAGCCAUUGGAGGUACUGAAUAUCGUAAUAUUUAGACUGUGCCUUCUGGGCCAUAGAUAGAAAUACAGUUAGAAAAGUGAUAGAGGAAAUCUCGUUGAAGGAUUACGAAUAGAAUAAGGAGUUUAUACAGAAAGUUCAAUUUUUUGGUAAUUAAAUUAAAUAAUGAAAUAGAGUCACUUACUGAUGAUUAAAGAACUGCAAUUACAUCUGUUCUGAUAACUCUUAACUUUAAAGCAGGAGAGAUAAUUGUGAAUGAAGGUGAUUAAGCCGAUUCGUUUUUUAUAAUCAAAAAAGGAGAAAUAGAAAUAUUUAAAGGAGGCAAAUAGUUGAGGAUCAUGUAACAGGGAGACUCUUUAGGUGAAUAAGCAUUGCAAAGUAACUCUGUUAGAGGGGCAACAGCCAAAGCACAUAAAGAUGUCAUACUAUUGGCAUUGUCAAGAGAUGAUUUGACUAGAAUAUUGGGAGAUAAAAUAUAGACUAUUAUGUUCUUGAAUUUAUAAAGAUGGGCAUUUGAAAGGCAUCCUAUAUUGAAAUAACUUACUAAACUUUAAGUAGAAAGGAUAGUAAGUAGUAUGGAAUAAAAAUAAUUUAAAUAAGGAGAAGUAAUAUUGGAGAAAGGGUAAUAAUGUACUCAUUUGAUCGUUGUUCUAACUGCUAAUAUGUAAUAUGGAUAGCAAUCGAUUGAGAAAGGGUAAAUGUUUGGUGAUAAGUUUUUGGAAUAAUAAAAUUAAAAUUUAACUGAUUCUUUGAUAAUGAAAUCAGACGGAUUGAUAAGUCAGAUAUAAAUUAAAGUCUUUUUUGAAAUUAUUGGUGGUACUUUAGAACAAAUCUUUUUAAAAAAUGAGAAAGCACAUGAUAGAUUCAUCAAAAAAGAAGAAGGAUAAAAGAAAGAUUAAUAUGAUCAUUUUAAAUUAGAUGAAUUAAUCUCAAUAAAAAAAUUAGGUCAAGGUUAAUUUGGUAAUGUCUAUCUAGUUCAUAAUAAAACCGAUAAGAAAAAUUAUGCUCUCAAAUGCAUAUCAAAAUUUUAAAUAAUUGAAUAAAAUCUGGAAAAGCAUUUGGCCCAGGAAAAAUAAACUUUGCAAACUGCCAACUUCCCACUUAUUAUGCAUUUCGUUAAAAGCUUUUAAGAUAAAAACUACAUCUACUUUCUAGAGGAAUACAUCAAAGGAAUGGAAUUAUUCGAUGUUAUUAGAGAAAUUGGACUGUUAAAUACUUACGAUUCUCAAUUUUAUAUUGGAUCACUAAUUUUAUGUAUGGAAUAUCUCCAUCUCAAUAAUAUCAUUUAUAGAGAUAUUAAACCAGAAAAUAUUAUGGUUGAUGAUAAAGUAAAUAGUAAAUUUAUUUUAAGGGGUUUAUGAAGUUAAUCGAUCUGGGAACUGCUAAAAAUCUUAAAAACAAGAAUGGUAGAACAUAUACUAUAAUUGGAACCCCUCAUUAUAUGGCUCCAGAAAUAAUAUCUGGAAAAGGAUACACUUAUUCCGUUGAUCUUUGGUCUAUAGGGAUAUGCUUGUAUGAAUUUAUGUGUGGUAAUGUUCCCUAUGCAGAAGAUGCAGAAGAUCCGUAAAUCUUAAUUUAAAUUAUUUAGAUAUGAUAUUUACGAGGAAAUCUAAAAGAAAGCUUUGAGCUUCCCUUCUGUUCUCAAAGAUAGAAAGGCAAAGAAGCUGAUCGAAUAACUUUUAAGCAAAACUCCUGAGUUGAGAUUAGGAUCAUCAUAUGCAAGCUUAAAAAACAAUUAAUUCUUUGAACACUUUGAUUACGAUUCGUUAAUGAAUAGAGAUUUAAAGCCUCCAUACCUUCCGCCUAAGAGCAAAUUAUAAAGUGAUAAGGAAAUCUAAAAAGCAAUCUAGGCUGGAAAACUAAUUACUGAAGAAAUUAAGGUAUCACCAAUCUUUAUUUUUAGAGUGAUCCAACAACAACUAAUAACAUAUAUAAACCAGAAAAAGCCAGAGAUCCUAAUUGGGAUAAGGAUUAUUGAAUUAAAAUUUAUUUCUUAUGCUAU